Molecule: messenger RNA, 2166 nt
Organism: Macadamia integrifolia
Lineage: Eukaryota; Viridiplantae; Streptophyta; Magnoliopsida; Proteales; Proteaceae
Product: RNA polymerase II-associated protein 3
Exons: 12
Coding region: 242-1669 (475 amino acids)
Molecular function (GO): protein binding
Source: RefSeq, a predicted model, not a curated record
AGAGUCUCCAGACCCAAGUGACGGUGCGUUUCCUUCGCCACUUCGACCCUCUAGAAACAUCGAAACAUGGAAUUCGCGCCCACAUUUUAGUUUUUACUCCCCCAAAAGCCAAAAGUCGAAUUCAAAUUUCUGGAUCUCCUUUCGUUUGCGGUUCUUCAACUCCGGGAAAUCAUGGCUAGGGUUCCCAGCAAGCAUAAUCGUGAUCAAGCGCCGAUGAGUCAGAAUUGCAGAAACUGAUCAUAUGUUUAACGCACAACUUCCUGCAUUUCUCUUGAUUUCCGUUGGCGUUUCCUUACCUCAGGAUUUCCAGGGAUUUUUGAACGACUUGCAAGACUGGGAGCUUUCGCUAAAGGAGAAAGACAAGAAAUUGAAAGGUCAAGCUCAGGGACAGAAAAAAGCGGUGUCUUCAUCUCGGGAUACUGGAAAGUUUGGUGGAGAUAAAGAGCUCUCAAACAAAAUCUUACCAGCUGAUUAUUCGAUAAAAAAUGCACACGGAUAUGAUUUCGCAAGAAACUUUGGUGCAAUGAGCCAUAUGUCAAGUGGCUUUUUGGAUGAAGAAAAUUCUCCAGAUGCAGCUUCAGAGAAGGAAUUGGGAAAUGAGUAUUUCAAGCAGAAGAAAUUCAAAGAAGCAAUUGAUUGCUAUUCGAGAAGCAUUGCAUUCUCACCUACGGCAGUGGCUUUUGCAAACAGAGCCAUGGCCUGCCUCAAAAUCAAAAGAUUUGAGGAGGCUGAGAAUGACUGUACAGAAGCCUUAAAUCUAGAUGAUCGCUAUGUAAAAGCAUAUUCACGGCGUGCAACAGCCCGAAAAGAACUUGGGAAGUAUAAAGCAUCCAUGGAAGAUUCUGAAUUUGCACUGAGGCUGGAACCCCAAAACCAAGAGCUAAAAAAGCAAUAUAAUGAGGCAAAAGGAUUGUAUGAGAAGGAGAUUCUCACAAAGGCCUCUAAAGUGGUGAAAAACUCCAUUCAAAGGGCACCGCAAGUUGAAUUCAAAGGUGAUCUUCGGAGUGGUCAUUUGGUCUCUAAUACCUCUCCAAAGAUUGAAUUGGAUCACAACAAGGAGAACAAUGUGAAAGCUUGGGAUAUAACUAUGAGGAAUGGAAGCAGCAGUGGGGGACAAGAACCUGAUGGAUCUCUAGAACAUGUCACCCUGAGUUCCACAGCAGGCAAUUCAAAGAGAAGUGCUAUUGGUCCUAAGCAACAACAGUUCAGGAUGUCAGUGCAAGAACUUGCUUCAAGAGCUGCUUCUCGAGCCAUGGCUGGAGCUGCCGAAAACAUUACACCACCAAAGUCAGCUUAUCAGUUUGAGGUUUCGUGGAGAGGGCUAUGUGGUGAUCGUGCACUACAGGCUCGUUUGUUGAAGGCUAUAUCACCAAUGACCUUGCCACAAUUGUUCAAAAACUCGCUGUCUGCUCCGAUACUGAUUGAUAUCAUUAGGUGUAUAGCCACCUUUUUCGUGGACGAAACUGAGCUUGCAGUCCAAUUUUUAGAUAACUUGACCAAAGUCGCUCGAUUUGACAUGAUCAUCAUGUGUCUCUCUGCCUCAGACAGGGCUGAUUUGCAGAAGAUAUGGGAUGAAGUAUUCUCUACUGAUGGGGAGUAUGCUGAGAUCCUCAGAAAACUACAAUUGAAGUACUGCUCUGGAGAUGGCAUGUUGAGACCAAUGGCUUAGCGAAAGAAUCAUCAAUUCAUCAAAGGUUUCCUCCCUCUAAACAUUCCUCUCCAUAACAAUCAGGCAAUAUGCUGAUAUGCUCCACCUCUCUUGCUUCUUUCCUUGGGAACCUUUUUUUCUCCCUUAUGUUCAAUAUUUAGGUCCUCUGUAUAUAUUCUUAUGUUUUUUUGGAUAAUUACAUGUGUGUAUGGUCUGUUGUGGGGAGGAGAUAGUGGGAAAAAGGAACACUAACGGGGUUAUAAAGAAAAAAGGGCGGGGGGGGGGGGGGGGGGGGGGGGGGGUGUGGGGAACCAAGCUAUUCCAGAGGAGGAUUCCUAUGUUUUUAGCUUUCUCGGAAAGCUGGUUCUUUUUCUAAUCCAUAAAGCAUAGCCCUCUGAUAUAUAGCAAGUAUUACAUUUUAAGGUAGUUUGGUACCUACCUCUGUCUCUACGUGUUUGACAUUCCCGAAGAUUCACAAUUUCUUUUUAGCCAUAUAUAUAUAUAUAUAUAUUGAAUCA